Rhodotorula graminis WP1 is the source of this 1862-nucleotide messenger RNA. RefSeq lists its product as uncharacterized. Gene Ontology annotation, molecular function: translation release factor activity, codon specific; sequence-specific mRNA binding. NCBI's taxonomy places the organism in Eukaryota, Fungi, Basidiomycota, Microbotryomycetes, Sporidiobolales, Sporidiobolaceae. The transcript has 10 exons. The record is from RefSeq and is a predicted model, not a curated record. Gene Ontology annotation, cellular component: translation release factor complex; cytosol. Gene Ontology annotation, biological process: cytoplasmic translational termination. Bases 1 to 1392 code for a protein of 463 amino acids.
AUGUCGACCGACCCUCAGCAGGAUGCCAACAUCGCCGUCUGGAAGAUGAAGAAGCUCGUCCAGAGCUUGCAGGCCGCCCGUGGUGCAGGAACGAGCAUGAUCUCGCUCAUCGCUCCGCCUCGGUCCCAGAUCUCGCAGCUCCAGUCGAUGCUCACGCAAGAGUACGGCACGGCGUCCAACAUCAAGUCGCGCGUCAACCGUCUCUCGGUCCUCGCCGCCAUCACGUCCACCCAGCAGCGCCUCAAGCUCUACCCCAAGACGCCCCCGAACGGCCUCAUCAUCUACUGCGGCACAAUCCUGACCGACGAGGGCAAGGAGAAGAAGGUCAACAUCGACUUUGAGCCGUUCAAGCCGAUCAACACGUCGCUGUACCUGUGCGACAACAAGUUCCACACCGAGGCGCUCUCGGAGCUGCUCGAGUCGGACGCCAAGUUUGGCUUCAUCGUCAUGGACGGCAACGGUGCCCUGUUCGGCAACCUGGCCGGCAACGCGCGCGAGGUCAUCCACAAGUUCUCGGUCGACCUGCCCAAGAAGCACGGCCGCGGUGGCCAGUCGGCGCUGCGUUUCGCCCGCCUGCGCAUGGAGAAGCGCCACAACUACGUCCGCAAGGUGGCCGAGCUCGCCGUGCAGCACUUUAUCACGGACGACAAGGUCAACGUCCAGGGCCUCGUCCUCGCCGGUAGCGCCGACUUCAAGACGGAGCUCAACCAGAGCGACCUGUUUGACCAGCGCCUCGUCGCAAAGGUCAUCAAGAUCGUCGACGUCAGCUACGGCGGCGAGAACGGCUUCAACCAGGCCAUCGAGCUCGCCGCAGAGUCGCUCAGCAACGUCAAGUUUGUCCAGGAGAAGAAGCUCAUCCAGCGCUACUUUGACGAGAUCUCGCACGACUCGGGCAAGUACUGCUUCGGCGUCGACGACACGCUCCGAGGCCUCGAGAUGGGCGCCGUCGAGACGCUCAUCGUGUGGGAGAACCUCGACGUGACGCGCCACGUCCUGCGCGACUCGCAGGGCGCCGAGCACAUCGUGUACGUCCGUGCGCCGCCGCCCUCGGCGAGCAACAACGCCAAGGCGUCCGACGGCGGCGCGACGACCGGCAUCGCGGCCCUGAGCGAGAUCGACCGCGAGAAGUUCAUCGACAAGGCGACCGGGCUCGAGAUGGAGCAGGCGCAGGAGCCGACCAACUUGCUCGAGUGGUUCUCGGAGAAGUACAAGGAGUUUGGCGCCGAGCUCGAGUUUGUCACGAACCGCUCGCAGGAGGGCUCUCAGUUCGUCAAGGGCUUCGGCGGCAUCGGUGGCCUCCUGCGGUACAAGGUCGACUUUGCCGAGAUCGCCGACGCGCUCGAGCAGGGCGACGACGACGAGUUCUUCGACUCGGACGAGGAGUUCAUCUGAACGGCCCGUCGCUCCCUUCUGGGUCUGGCGCCGGCGCCGGCGGUGGUGCGCGACGAAGAGGUGCGGCGUGCGAGACCUCGAGGGGGCGGACUGGCUGCGCGAGGCGAGGGCGACGAGCAGGGGGUGACGGGAGAUGUCGUCGUCGUCGUUGAGCGUGGCCGAGUCAGGUCGGGCCUGAGGCUUGGUCGGUUGGCGGCGGUCCGCGAUGGUUGCGCUCUCCUCCGCACCCGUCGUCAACGUCGUUGCCCGACCCUGUCCCUGUUCCCGCCUCUUCGCCUUCCUCGCCUCGGCCCCCUCUACACUCCCUCCUUGGUCCAACGCCUUCCCCUUCUUGCCCUGUUCGCCCGUGUUGCUCCCCCUCCCCUCGCCUAGAAUCGUUGAUACCCCUUCCCUCGCUCCCUCCCUCCCUCCCUCGCCCGCACCUCUCCCCCUCUGUCUCUCGCACAACUGCAUGACCAAGCUUCAUCCUG